Messenger RNA from Pogona vitticeps (central bearded dragon), 2983 nucleotides. Lineage: Eukaryota; Metazoa; Chordata; Lepidosauria; Squamata; Agamidae. The record is from RefSeq and is a predicted model, not a curated record.
GGCCCACGCUGUGCGCCAGGCGGGAGGGAAGAAAGUUGGGAGCCGAGGAGUUUUCUUUCCCUUUCUUCUGGCCCCGGCGAGGCUGUCUUCGGUGAUUUCCGGGUUUCGGGACGGAGCCUCCUGCCUUCACCGAUCGAUCUGAUCGAGUCCCAGAUUGCUGGCAGCGCCUCUUUUUUUCCCGCGGCUUCCCCGCUGCCCGCCGCCCCGCAUCCCCUGCGUGAGAUUCGCCGCGAGCAGCUCUUCAUUAAACAAUGUCUGUUCAGUCGUACAUGAGUGAUUAUGAUUACAUCACAACUCUGAUGAAUGAUGGUCCCUCAAAAAUCCAAGUGUUUCCAGAUGCUCCCCAGCCCCAGUGCAGAAAGAGUUGUGAAGCCACGGAAAGCCUUGAGCAAGGAGAGCUUUCUGAAAUGUCCCAUCAAGAAGACAAGGAAGAGGACAAGAUACCUUCUGGUGUCUCAUCUUCUCCGCCUGCCCUUUGCUUGAAUGAAGUGGAAAACAUGCAAGUAGAGAUGCUAGAGAAGGCCAGGGAGCUCUUCAGACUCUGUGACAAAGAGGAGAAGGGCUUUAUUACCAAGCUUGACAUGCAGAGGCUGCAAAAUGAACUGCCCCUCACGACUGAACAACUAGAAGCUGUUUUUGACAGCCUGGAGCAAGAUAAUAAUGGCUAUCUCACCCCAGUGGAGUUCAGUAUGGGACUGGGGAAGUUCAUAGGAUUUGAGCAAUACCAAAGUUCUGGAAGCCUCAGGCAUGAGGAGACAUUUGAGUCCAGCUGGUCAGAUGACUUGGACCAGGCAGAUGAGGAGGAGAAGCGGUUUUGCACCUUGCUGGAACAACUUGAAACAUCCCAGGUUUUUGAAGAUCAGAGCGAGAUCCAGGAAUUUUGGGCCCGUCUCCGGAAAGAGCAGCCAGAACUCCUGGCUAGUUUUGAAGAAUUCCUCUUCCGCAUUUCCUCAUACAUCAGAGACAUACACCAAGAGAAGGAAUCCAUGGAGCUGGCAUUAAAACGGAGGGAGGCAGACCAUGACAGAGAAAUCAGGUGCCUUUAUGAAGAAAUGGAACAACAAAUUAAAGCUGAAAGGGAACAGCUGCUCUGCCAGGUAAACUUUCCUUCACACUCCGGAAUGGGGAUCUUGAGGAGGUCACUUACAGCUCAAUUACUGAAUCAUUGAGCCACAUCCUGGAUUACUCCUGCAAAGUUUCCAAAAUCCUGGGGAAUUGCUGCUUUGAAGACCCUGGAGGAAGAACAUAAAACAUUCAUCUGCUUUUUGCAGGAAUCACUGAGGCAUGACAAGAGCAGCCUGCUUCAGAAAGAGCUCCGGAGCAAAGAACAAGAAUUUGAGAAAUUGCUCUACCAUCAGAAAAAGCUGGAACAUCAGUUACAGUCCCAGACAUCUGAGCAGCUGGAGAUGCGGGUACAAAAUGAGAGGCUCCGGAUUGUGAAUGAAAAUCUCCUGGACCAGCUGGAGAGAAGCAAGUGGGAGCUGGAGAUAGCCCGAAGUCACCUGCAGCAGCUACAGAAAGCAGCCCAGCAGGAGCAGGAGCAGAAGGACAGGGAUGUAUUUCGAGUCUCUAAAAAUAUGCAAAAAGAAAAACAAAGCCUCUUGCGACAACUGGAACUGCUCAGGGAGAUGAACAAGAAGCUGCGAGAUGAGCGAGAUGCCUUUGAAGCCAAGAAGCUGGCACCUGCUGAGAGAAAAUGGCCCUUGCUGAAGAAGGGGUCAGUGGUAGGCAAAUACCUAGUGGAGGACAAGCCAGUCAAACGGCAGCUUUUUCCUGGAGAUUUUCCUCUAGUUCUCCCAGAAGAUGAUACUUUGGAAGAACCUACACAGAAAAAUGGUAAAUUCUUCCUCACUGACGUAGCCAGCUUGAAGGAAGGAAGAGGAAUUAAUUCAUCCAUGGAGGAACAUGCAGUCCCUAGGAGAACUGAGAGGCAGGAAGCAGCACAAACCAGCAGGAAGUCAAGAUCUCUGAAGAGCAACACAAACUGGAGCGAAAUGAUGCACGAGCCAAUUGAUCAUCUUUUGCCUCCAAAAGGGAGACUUAUAGGCAAUGACCCUGAGACAAAUGAACAAAUUGGUUCUUCUCCUGGUCGGGUGUUCAAAGUGGUGUUUCUUGGUAACUCUGGAGUUGGCAAGAGCUCCUUCAUCCAUCGCUUUUGCUAUAAUAGAUUCCUUGCUGAGAUCAACUCCACCAUUGGCAUUGAUUACCAGGUGAAGAGUUUGGUGGUUGACAACACACAAGUGGUUUUGCAGCUAUGGGAUACUGCAGGGCAGGAAAGGUUCCGGAGUCUCACCAAGCAGUAUUUCCGAAAAGUAGAUGGCAUCCUCGUUAUGUAUGACAUCACGGCUGAGGGUUCCUUCAUGGCGGUCCGAAAUUGGAUGGCAUGUGUUCAGGAGGGGAUUGAAGAUGGUGCAGCGGUGUUUCUGCUUGGAAACAAGUUGGAUACAAUGGACAAAGAGGAACCCAUAAUACCCAGGGCUGAAGGGGAAAAGCUGGCAAAGGAAUACAAGGCUGUUUUCUAUGAGUGCAGUGCAAGGACAGGUUUUAACAUUCUGGAGCCUAUGCUGCACAUGGCCAGACUGCUGGCAGCACAUGAGGACAAGCAGAGACAGUGGGCAUCAUUGCACAUGGAGGAAUCCAACAAGAAAAAAGGAUGCUGUUUGUAGCAGACGGUCAUUCAAGAAUACAUCAGAAAAUAAAAAAAGAGACCAAGAAACAGACAGAAAAGGCCAUCUGUGAUCAAGAUUAAGACCGCUGCUGGUGUCACUGUUGAAACUGGAAGAAAAUUCAAGUUCUUUCUUCUCAAAAAAACGAGUGACGUGACAUGAUUCAAAGCUGCAAAUCACCCAUGUGUUUGCUGCCUUGCUCCUGAUGUUAGGCUGAAUUGUAACUCAGGAACAUAGCAUUUAUCAUUUUCUCUGUAAAACAAAAUGUUUGUUUAACAAGGUUGUACAAAUAUGCUCACCAGCACCAGGAAAUAUAA